Molecule: messenger RNA, 1586 nt
Organism: Olea europaea var. sylvestris
Lineage: Eukaryota; Viridiplantae; Streptophyta; Magnoliopsida; Lamiales; Oleaceae
Product: nucleosome assembly protein 1;2-like
Exons: 12
Coding region: 162-1283 (373 amino acids)
Biological process (GO): nucleosome assembly
Cellular component (GO): nucleus; chromatin
Molecular function (GO): histone binding; chromatin binding
Source: RefSeq, a predicted model, not a curated record
CCUAUAAAUAUUCUCUAGGUUUUAGGUUUUGGACAGAAGAAGAGAGCGAAGGAAGAGGAGAAGCAAAAGCUUCGAAGGCGCUUACGGCUUAGAUACUACUUUUCUCUCUUCUAUCUCUUUUCAUUUCUGAGGGUUUUUCACCUUCUCUCUAGGUUUUCAAUAUGAGCAACAACGAUAGCUUGAAUAUGGCCGAUCUUGGUGCCGCUUUGAAUGCAGAAAAUAGAGCAGACCUUGUAAAUGUUCUCAAGAAUAAGCUUCAGGAUCUUACUGGGAAGCACUCUGAUGUGCUAGAGAAUCUAUCUCCGAAUGUCAGGAAGCGCGUUGAUGUGCUCAGGGGUAUUCAGAGUCAGCAUGAUGAAUUGGAGGCAAAAUUUUUUGAAGAGAGAGCAGCACUUGAAGCAAGAUACCAAAAGCUUUAUCAACCUCUUUAUGCCAAGAGAUAUGAAAUUGUUACUGGAGCUGUUGAAGUUGAAGGGGCUACUGCUGACUCUGAGGAGAAAAACAAAGAAGACGAGAAAGAAGCUGAAGAGAAAGGAGUUCCUGAUUUUUGGCUCACUGCAAUGAAGAACAAUGAAGUCCUUGCUGAGGAGAUUUCUGAGCGUGACGAAGGGGCUCUUAAAUUUCUUAAAGAUAUAAAGUGGUUCAGAAUUGAUAAUCCUAAGGGCUUCAAGCUUGAAUUUUACUUUGAUACUAAUCCAUUUUUCAAGAACUCUGUUCUGACUAAAAUUUAUCACAUGAUUGAUGAAGAUGAACCCAUACUGGAGAAAGCAAUUGGGACGGAGAUUGAAUGGUAUCCAGGAAAAACCUUGACACAGAAGAUACUUAAAAAGAAGCCUAAGAAGGGUUCGAAAAAUGCCAAGCCAAUAACUAAAACUGAACAGUGCGACAGCUUCUUCAACUUCUUUAGUCCACCCCAAGUACCAGAGGAGGAUGAAGAUAUUGAUGAAGAUGCUGCUGAAGAACUUCAAAAUUUGAUGGAGCAAGAUUAUGACAUUGGGUCAACUAUUCGAGAUAAAAUUAUUCCCCAUGCAGUGUCCUGGUUUACUGGAGAGGCUGCUCAGGAAGAGUAUGGCGAUAUUGAAGAUGACGAAGACGAAGAUCUUGAUGACGAAGACGAUGAAGACGAUGAAGAUGAUGAAGAUGAAGAUGAUGAAGACGAUGAUGAGGAUGAAGAUGAAAGCAAGACAAUGAAGAAGCCAUCAGCUGUGCGCAAGAAGAGUGGAAGAGCACCAGCUGCUGACGGUCAGCAAGGUGAGAGGCCUCCUGAAUGCAAGCAACAAUAGUUGUUUUUGUCACCAAAAAAUAGUGGAUUGGGUGUGGCUCUGGCGUGUUUCAGAUCAUAUAUAUUUAUAUAGUUCUAGUGGUCUUCUAGUAUUUAUUUUCUCUAUCUCCUAUUAUUCAUUACUUGGGAAUUUUUUUCAUUUUCGGUUUCUUGUUCGAGAGGAAGUGAUUUAGUACUAGAUAUGAUGUCCCUUGAUUUUGAUGCUACUUGUUGAAUUCUGAAGCCUGUUGAAGCUUGGUGUACACUCGUUUUAUGGUAGUAAGUAUUUCUUUGCUACUUUCUUUUCAAAAAUUUAAAGUUCUGU